Molecule: messenger RNA, 2202 nt
Organism: Cuscuta europaea
Lineage: Eukaryota; Viridiplantae; Streptophyta; Magnoliopsida; Solanales; Convolvulaceae
Source: the annotation of a GenBank genome assembly
ACAAUAAGCCUACGUCGCCGUAGCUUUGCUGAUAUGCAUGCGCUUCCGGAUUAUAAUAAUAAUAAAAUAUAUAUAUAUUUAUAUAUUUGUGCACUUCUUUUACAUCGGAUCUCUGUCUUCUCUUCAAUUCAGAGUUCACAGUUCGGACACCUGCAAUUGUAUGUGUGGUCGUACGCGUGAAUAUCCAACUUGCAUACGUGUUUUCAGUUUCUAUUUUGAGAUUGAUUGUAGAUUUUUUCUUCAAAUGUCUUAAUCAUUGCUGCAGAAAUCAAUUUUGGAAGUUCUUACAAAUAAGUACAAUCCUGGUUAAAUCCUUCUUCCAUUUCAUGCCAAGGGAUUUAUCGCUGUUUCUUCCUACCUUGUGUAUAUGCAGCCCAGGAACAAACCGUUUCAAAAAAUGAAAUAGACUGAUUUUUAGUGUAAUAGUGUAUGGAUAUGCUUUAAAUAGAAAAUACUACCGUGUUCUGUGUUGUUCCAAGUGAUCGAUUUUUGAACCGAUGAUUAUUUUUUAUUAUAAUUCUGAGUGUUCGACGGACAUGGCGGGGUUCCUACUCCGGCCUUAAUUAACUUGAUUGAGUGGGGUUAUUGGUUGUUAAAGCUUGAUUAGCAGUAGCAGAAGUGAAGGCAAAUCAAAGUAUGAGGAAUUUCUGGGAUCUGUUCAUUGCGGCAUCAAUACCUGUCCUCAAAGUGCUGCUGGUGACGGGUUUAGGAUCUGUUAUUGCACUAGAACGUUUCGAUUUGUUGGGAGAGGAUGCAAGGAAGCAUAUGAACAAUAUUGUGUUUUACGUGUUCAAUCCUUGUUUGGUGUCCAGCAGCUUGGCAAAUUCAAUUACGUACACAAGCAUGAUAAAGAUGUGGUUCAUGCCUCUCAACAUUUUCAUCACAUUUGUGAUUGGUUCGAUUCUCGGGGUUGUUGUCGUUCAGGUUACGAGAGCUCCCCAACAUCUACGAGGGCUAAUCGUGGGAUGUUGUGCGGCUGGAAACUUGGGCAACAUGCUUAUUAUUAUCAUUCCGGCAGUUUGUAAAGAGAAAGGCAGCCCAUUUGGAGAUCCUGACAUUUGUCAUACAAAUGGAAUGGGCUAUGCUUCACUUUCCAUGGCGAUCGGAGCAAUUUAUCUCUGGUCUUAUGUGUACAAUAUCAUCCGAAUAUCAUCGAGCAGAAGUUCCAAGGAAAUAGAAAUUAUUCACUCACCUCUCAGUAAAUCUCACUCUCCAUUAGAGCGUGGGAGCUCCACAGAACUCAUACUUCCAUCAAAUGCCUGCAUCACUGAAAAGGAGGAUUUUUCAGAACAAAAGGCAUCUUUUGGAACUAAAGCAAAGCAGUAUCUUGAGAUGCUUUCAAGGAAGAUCAAUCUGAAGAGCAUAUUAGCACCUUCAACCAUUGGAGCUAUUGUUGGUUUCAUUGUUGGUCUUACACCUGAAAUCAGGAAAUUGCUGAUCGGUGAUGCUGCUCCACUUCACGUGAUCCAAGAUACUGCCUUGUUGCUGGGCCUUUGGGUUUUUGAUACAAGUGCAUCUCAUGAUAGAGUCGCCCACGAGCAAGGUGAAGGGAUGGUUCAAUCCCAGCUGUAACACUCAUAAUGGGAGCCAACCUCUUAAAAGGUUUGAGAGGAUCAUCAUCUAUAGAUAAGACCAUUAUUAUUGGGAUCAUUGUUGCUCGAUACAUUGUCCUCCCUAUAAUCGGCAUAGCCAUUGUUAAAGGAGCCAUCCAUUUUGGCAUAGUUGCCCAUGAUCCAUUGUAUCAAUUUGUUCUGUAUCUUCAAUUUGCAGUUCCACCUGCCAUGAACAUUGGCACCAUGACUCAAUUGUUUGGAGCCGGUGAAAGUGAAUGCUCAGUAAUUAUGCUAUGGGCUUAUGGAUUGGCUUCAGUCUCACUUACUCUGUGGUCUACAUUCUAUAUGUGGUUGGUCUCCAGCUGAUUCGAUAAAACACAUUUUUUAGUAUCAUUUGUUGCUUCAGUUAGCCUUUUGUACAUUAAAUAAAACAGGUAAUGGGGAUGAGACAGUGAGCGUGCUAUCUCUCUCUUUCCUACUAGGAAAACUCUAGUUGUAGACAGAAAGGAGCUAGUGAGUAGGAUUUGUUAAUACUUGCUUGUUAUUGCAGAAGGAAAUGAGUCAAAAUGCUCAGCCCACAUCAUAAUCCUUCAUAAUUUCAGUUCUUCAUGCCUUGAAUAACAACAAUAAACCUUCUUUUUUAAGCACA